Molecule: messenger RNA, 2322 nt
Organism: Fragaria vesca subsp. vesca
Lineage: Eukaryota; Viridiplantae; Streptophyta; Magnoliopsida; Rosales; Rosaceae
Product: receptor-like serine/threonine-protein kinase SD1-6-like
Exons: 7
Coding region: 1-2322 (773 amino acids)
Biological process (GO): protein phosphorylation; carbohydrate metabolic process
Molecular function (GO): ATP binding; chitin binding; protein kinase activity
Source: RefSeq, a predicted model, not a curated record
AUGCAACACCAUCUAUCAAAAGUUCUCCUCCUCCUCCUUCUCUUUUCUUUGAACUUCAAUUGUUCAUACACUCAGACAUGGAUCAAAGCCGGUUACCAUUACGCCGGUGAUGAACUCCCUGCCUCUACCAUAGAUACCGCAUUGUUCACUCACCUUCUAUGUGCUUUUGCCUAUAUAAACUCUUCCUCUUACCAGCUCUCAAUCAACUCCUCCACCCAACAGAAAUUCUCCACUUUCACAAAUGUUGUCAAGCUCAAAAACUCAAAAGUCACAACCUUGCUGUCCAUCUGGGGUGGCAGAGAAGACUAUUCAGUCUUGUUUUCAAUGCUGAACCAAUCUUCUCACCGGAAAUCUUUCAUUGAUUCCUCAAUUAGAACUGCUAGACUUUAUGAGUUUGAUGGCUUAGACCUUACAGGGGCUGUACCAAGAACAGUCAUGCACACCACAUCUUUGGGAACAUUUCUAGAUGAGUGGCGCGCUGCAGUAGAUUCUGAAGCAAGCAAGUCAGGAAAGCCAGGUUUGCUCUUGAUAAUGGCAGUUUAUCAUCAUAUGCAGGUUGUGAAUAAUGAAACUUAUCCCAUUGACUCUAUUAAAAAGAACUUGAAUUGGGUUCAUCUUGUGGCAUACGAUUACUAUCUUCCUAAAAUGGAAAACUACACACACCCUCAUGCUGCUUUAUAUGACCCAAUAUCAAAUGGGACUAACACGAACAGUCGUGUUAAGGACUUGAUAAGCAGAGGACUACCUGCUAGCAAGUUGGUUUUAGGCUUGCCUUACCAUGGUUAUGGUUGGACUGUUCUGAAUCCCAGUAACCAUGUUAGUAAUGUUGGUGCACCGGCAUUAGGUCAUGCGGGGGAAACCAUAGACGGGUCCAUGUCCUAUAAGUACAUCAAAUGGCUCGUUAAGGCAUAUGAAUCUAGUGCAGUUCUCAUGUACAAUGACACUUAUGUAGUGAACUUCUGCACAAUCGGGUCAAUUUGGAUUAAUUUUGAUGAUGUGGAGGCUAUCAAAACGAAAGUUUCGUAUGCUAAAGAGAUGGGGCUUCUUGGCUACAAUGUGUUUCAAGUUAGCAAUGAUGACAAUUGGGUGCUCUCCAGGGCAGCAGCUGAAGAGGAAGGAGGUCGACAGAACAAGAAACAGUUAUUGGUGAUUGUUCUGGUCACGAUUUCUAUGUUUAUUAUCCUACUGGGAACAAUAAUGUGUUACAUGCAAAGGAGAGUACUUAAGUCAAUUGGGAUUGUAGGCAACAUCAAAAGAUCAGUUUAUAGGCUAUUAAAUAUAGUUCCAAGUACAGACAGUUUUGACAGCAAUGCUCCUAAUCUGCAAGUUUUUAGUUAUGCAACCAUCAAAGCAGCUACAAAUAACUUUUCGAGUAAGAAUAAGCUUGGAGAGGGUGGCUUUGGACCUGUAUACAAGGGUACGUUAAGGAAGGGCCAGCAAAUAGCAGUGAAAAGACUAUCGAAAACUUCAAACCAAGGCCUUGAAGAGUUUCAAAAUGAGGUCACACUUACUGCAACACUGCACCAUGUGAAUCUAGUUAGAGUUCUGGGAUAUUGCACCAAGAGGGAAGAAAAGAUGCUGAUAUAUGAGUACAUGCCAAACAAAAGCUUGGAUCUCUACCUCUUUGAUCCAAGUAGAUGCGAUCUUUUGCAUUGGGAGCAACGUGUCCACAUCAUUGAAGGGGUAAUUCAAGGGCUUCUAUAUCUCCAAGAAUACUCAAACUCUACAAUAAUUCACCGUGAUCUGAAAGCUAGCAACAUUUUGUUGGAUGAUAAGAUGAACCCUAAAAUAUCAGAUUUUGGUCUAGCCAGAGCUUUCAGAAAGAAUGAACUUGAGGCAAACACUGGUCGCAUUGUAGGAACAUAUGGCUGUGUUCCCCCUGAAUAUGUAAGAAGAGGCAUUUAUUCCAUGAAAUUCGAUGUUUACAGCUUCGGUGUUCUGCUUCUGCAAAUCAUAAGUGGCAAGAGAAGUUCAUGCUUUUAUGGCAUAGAUGGAAAUCUAAACCUUCUAGAAUACGCAUAUGAGUUGUGGAAAGAAGGCCAAGGCAUGGAUUUUGUAGAUCCUACUCUAGAUGAUUCGACAUCGUCUUGCAAGCUCUUAAGAUGCAUGGAGGUAGCCUUGUUAUGUGUCCAAGAAAAUCCAGUAGAUAGACCAUCCAUGCUGGAGGUUUCUUCGAUGCUCAAGAACGAAAGUGCUGCCAUCAUUAGUCCUAAAAAGCCUGCUUUCUCAGUUAAGGAUGAAGAUGAGGAUCAUAUACACACAUUCAGGGAAGAAAUCUAUUCUGUCAAUGAUGCAACAAUGUCUGAAAUUGUGGCCCGAUGA